CCUUUCAACUUGAAACCCCAUCGAACUGCAACUUGUUGGCCAGGUGACUACCGACUAGUGCUGGGAUAGUUUUUCGGGUCCGCUCAGUUCUUAUACGACACUCGCGGCCGACGGUCGAGCGAUCUCCCGAACCUCCGCUCGCUAAACCCGAAACGAUCCAACCAUCUCGCGGUUCCUGGACAAUCCGUUUGGCGGCUCGGCUCUUUAAUUGCGUCACUAAUGAGCUGCAUUUAUGUUAAUCUCCGCACCCGGGACGUCUAAGCGCUGCACGAUUCCCAGUCUUCGGAUCUCCCCAGUCGGGCAGUCGGGGCAUCUUCAUCGCGGCACUUCUUUGCUCUUCUUUUUUGGUGCUUUGGUAGUUUUCACCUGCUGAGCCGUUUAUGGUUAUUGCCGCAAUUCCGUUGUGACAGUCGGAGGCGCUUUAUCAUAAAUUAAAAAGUCGUGUCGUCGGCGAGGGACCGCUGGAUCGCUGGACAGCUCCGCCCCCUGAUGCCCACUGAUGGAUGAUGCUGCCGCCGAUGGCAGUUCGGGUCUGAGUUAUGGCCGGGCCAAGUCAGUCGGAGUCGGAGAUUUGCAUGAAUGAAACGCACGCGUUGCCGAAAACUGUUUGGUGAUCCGAUCGCGAUGACUUAAUUGAAACGCCGCUGGCCGGAGCAGCAGUUGGCAGAAGGCAGAAGGUGUUAAUUAGCAUACGAACAAAUGGACAAGAGCUCGCGUGUUUUGUAUUUAGUGGCUUGUAUUUCGGCACUCGCUCAUCGGGCCUGGUCGUAUUCGCGGGUAUCGAGUGCUGCCGUCUGCGUUUUCGCCCCAUUAAUAACAAUAACAAUAGGAAUAACAACGGAGGCGUUCGGUUCACUUCCAAUAUACGUAUAGCUGGCUCCCAUGGCUGCGAUUUAUGGGUAGGAACGGAGCUCGGCCCUCGGAAACCGGAGACUGCUAAGCUCAGCAAAAGGAAAGGAAGGGAAGAGAAAUUAAGCCUCGAAUGCAUUGAGUAUUGAGACUUUUAGUGCGAAUAGAAUAUGAUGAUAGUGCCAGCUGCCGGGCUCGAAUUCGUGUUGUGCGCCUCGGAUUUGCAUCGUCAUGUGGAAAAUACAUAACAAGCUCUUAAUCUACAUGCUCUGGAUUAUGGAAAUAAGUGUCCAGCUUUACAUCCGCCAUGCUCUGUGGCCGAAUCCCGGGCCUGACGCCCGGCCAGCGGAGCCUGUGCCGCGAGAUGCCCGACGCCCUGGUCGCCCUGGGCGAGGGCCACCAGCUGGGCGCCCAGGAGUGCCAGCACCAGUUCCGGGGCCACCGCUGGAACUGCUCGGAGGUGUGGCAGCGCAGCGUCUUCGCCCAUGUGAUGCCCACAGCUUCCCGUGAGGCCGCUUUCACCUAUGCGAUAGCCAGUGCCGGAGCGGCGUUCGCGGUGACCGCCGCCUGUGCCCGCGGCAACAUCUCCACCUGCGGCUGCGACGUACGGCACAGGGCUGCCACGCCCACCGGAGGGGCCACGCCCGAGGAGCCCUGGAAGUGGGGCGGCUGCUCGGCGGACGUGGAUUUCGGGAUGCGGUACGCCCGUCGCUUCAUGGACGCCCGCGAACUGGAGCGGGAUGCGCGCACGCUGAUGAACCUGCACAACAACCGGGCGGGGAGAACGCUGGUCAAGAAGAUGCUGCGCACGGACUGCAAGUGCCACGGCGUCAGCGGCUCCUGCGUGAUGAAGACCUGCUGGAAGAGCCUGCCGCCCUUUCGCCUGAUCGGCGACAGGCUGAUGACCAAGUAUCAAAAAGCCAAAACUGUUCAAGCCGUCAAAGGCAAACGUGGACUGAGAUUAGUAUUAAGCAGAAAGAAGCAUGCCGGCACCGCCCGCGCCCAGAAACCGGUCCUCGAUUGGCCGAAGCGCCUGGAGCUCAUCUACCUGGAGGCGUCGCCCAACUACUGCGAGCGGAGUCUGCAGACGGGAAGCCUGGGCACCGCCGGCAGGAGCUGCCAGCGCACCGGCCACGGCCCCCAGAGCUGCGAGAUGCUCUGCUGUGGGCGUGGCCACGACACCCAGCACAUCCGGCGGACGAAGCAGUGCCGCUGUCAGUUCCGCUGGUGCUGCGAGGUCAAGUGCGACGAGUGCGACGAGAGCUUCGAGGAGUUCACCUGUAAAUAGACGGAGCCGCCAGGAGGCGCUGGUAUUGGUAUCGGAGCUACGUUAAUUAAGUAUUACGAGAAUGUAUUAUGCCCACAGACACACACGACGCCACCAUACAGACACAUUCCAGAAUAAAGUAUAACAACUUAACAUACACAA
Messenger RNA from Drosophila ficusphila, 2278 nucleotides. It is a transcript of the gene Wnt2, whose product is annotated as protein Wnt-2. NCBI's taxonomy places the organism in Eukaryota, Metazoa, Arthropoda, Insecta, Diptera, Drosophilidae. Bases 1157 to 2137 code for a protein of 326 amino acids. Gene Ontology annotation, biological process: canonical Wnt signaling pathway; neuron differentiation; cell fate commitment. Gene Ontology annotation, cellular component: extracellular region. Gene Ontology annotation, molecular function: frizzled binding; cytokine activity. The record is from RefSeq and is a predicted model, not a curated record. The transcript has 5 exons.